GAGGAUGAGAGAUCUACUGGAUGCUGGAUGCGACACCCGGGCCACAGAUAAAGAGGGAAGGACACCCCUCCACUUGGCUCUGUGGUGCUGGAAUGAGGCAGCAGCAGAGCUCCUAGCGGAUGUAGACGGCGAGAACAACAUCCAGGAUGCGCUCGGAUUCACCCCUCUGCAUUACGCUGCGGUGAGGGGACUCGUCGGAAUCAUCCAGAAGUUGCUCGCUUGUGGUGCAGACACACGUCUGAAGGAUGUUCGUGGAAUGACGCCCCUGCACACUGCCCUGGCCUUGAGACAUGAAUGUGCAGCGAGAUCGCUGUUGGAGGCCGAUUCUGCACUCGACAGCCCGGAUGAAGAGGGGCGCACCCCUCUGCAUUACGCUGCACUGAGGGGUUCUGUGCAGAUAGCGAGAGAGUUGUUGUCGAGGGGUGUGUGUCCGCACGUGAAAGCUGACGAUGGGAAGUAUCCCUUGCACAUCGCUCUGAGGGAAAGUCACUAUGACGUCAGGGGAGUGAUCCUCGCAGCUUACGCCUGCAGAGGCAUCGCGAUAGAUUGGAACGAGAUGAAGCUUCCACCGGAUCAGAUGGAGCGCUGCAUCCUAUUGCUCUCGGUGCGAGAGGCCGAGAUCCGAAGGAUGAAGGAUUCCCGGGUGGAAGGAUCCAGGCUGUCCUUCUACCACGUUGCCAGGCGACCCACAUGCAGGAUCGCCCCGUGUCUUUCCAAUGAAGUGAUCCGACGGCUUUUGGUCGGUGAUGGCCCAGUGCCGGAUUUUCCCGUCUACGGCCACCUCCUCGCUUCGAAACUGAAGCAAGUCGAGGAGAGGAGGAAUCUCGCCGAUCGGUGUCUCGAGUGCUUCUGCCUCCUCUCCCGGAAGUUGUCUCCUUUGCCGUUGACGUGCAUCGACAUCAUCUUCCUGUGCCUGACUAGCGCUGACAUGCGAAACUUCAUCCGUGCCAUCCAGCAUGAGUCUCGAAGUGUCCUUUGAAGUGCCUCGCAGUAAGGAGAAAAGGGUUGACUGAAACUAAGCCUUGUUGAUAGUCAUUCUGUGCUGCCGUGGA
Molecule: messenger RNA, 1052 nt
Organism: Uloborus diversus
Lineage: Eukaryota; Metazoa; Arthropoda; Arachnida; Araneae; Uloboridae
Product: poly [ADP-ribose] polymerase tankyrase-2-like
Exons: 1
Coding region: 5-979 (324 amino acids)
Molecular function (GO): protein binding
Source: RefSeq, a predicted model, not a curated record